Molecule: messenger RNA, 2364 nt
Organism: Pieris macdunnoughi
Lineage: Eukaryota; Metazoa; Arthropoda; Insecta; Lepidoptera; Pieridae
Source: the annotation of a GenBank genome assembly
AUGGCCUAUCCCAAUGCCGGCAAUGAUGUAUGUUCGAGUAAUUAUAACGAUUUCGUAAAUGAAAUAGUUGAUGAUUUGUCUGUAGUUCCUUUAGAAAAAGAUAGUUUCGCGAUAUGUGAGUUGUGUGGUAGAGUUGGUAGAAGAAAUCAGUUCUACCCAAAAAACAACAAAUUUUGUUCUUUUCGAUGUCAUGCCAGUAGCACAAGGAAAAAGUGCUGUAAUUGGAGAUUUAAGCUAAUGGAAGGGGCAGAACAUAUGGCUGGCAUGAUACCCUUGGAACCUUUGCCUCAACUGCAGCAUUGGCAGGCUACAUAUAGUGACUUACAGGCUGGACCAAUUAAGCAGUCAGCUGCUGUUCUAGCGAAUAGUUAUGAAUGGAAAGAUGAACUAUUUGGCUGUGACUUCCUUGCAGCCCCUGUCAGUUUAUUCAAACAUGCUCCACUUCAUGAAAUGUGGGAUAAUACAUUUGAGGGCAUGAAGGUGGAGGUAAAAAAUACAGAUGUAGAAAACUAUUCAGAAAAAUUAAAUGACUUCUUUUGGGUUGCAACUGUGUUAAAGGUCAAAGGGUAUAUGGGACUACUUAGGUAUGAAGGCUUUGGCAGUGAUGAUACAAAAGACUUCUGGGUGAAUUUGUGCUGUUCUGAAGUACAUCCUGUUGGAUGGUGUGCAACACGAGGGAAACCUCUCAUACCUCCCCGGAGUAUAGAGGAUAAAUACACCGAUUGGAAGAAGUUUCUAGUGAAGCAAUUGACUGGCGCAAGAACUUUGCCUGCUAAUUUCUAUACCAAGUUAAAUGAUAGUCUUGUGUCCAGAUUCAGUAUUGGCUCUAUUAUGGAAGUUGUGGAUAAAAAUAGAAUUUCUCAAGUAAAGGUAGCAAGUGUAUGUGAAAUAAUUGGUAAACGCUUACAUGUAAAAUACUAUGACAGUUCUCCCGAAGAUAACGGUUUUUGGUGCCACGAAGACUCCCCAUUAAUACACCCUGUCGGGUGGGCCUUCCGCGUUGGUCAUCCAUUAGACGCCCCGCAAAACUAUUGCCAACGGGUAGCAGCUGGUCGACUGCUACCCAACGAUACAACAGCCGAGAUGUUCUACAAAUAUCCAACGAAUGAACCACCGCUGUUCUUAGAAGGAAUGAAGUUAGAAGCGAUAGAUCCGUUGAAUUUGUCUGCGGUGUGUGCGGCCACUGUUAUGAGGAUUUUGAACGAAGGUUACAUGAUGAUAAGGAUUGACUAUUACCCGGCUGAUGCAACUGGUGCUGAUUGGUUUUGCUAUCACCAACGGUCACCAUGUAUAUUCCCAGUUGGAUUUUCACUCGCAAAUAAUAUCCCUUUGGUACCGCCUAUUGGAUUUAAAGUGGAGGACUUCACCUGGGAGGAUUACCUAACAACGAGCGGCGCGCGCGCAGCAAGUCGCACAGUAUUCGCGGCGAGAGGUCACGUGGUGUCACACGGCUUCGUUGCAGGCAUGAGGCUGGAGUGCGCUGAUCUCAUGGACCCUCGGCUGGUCUGCGUCGCCACCGUGGCAAGAGUCGUGGCUGACUUGUUGAAGGUACACUUCGAUGGCUGGGGCGGGGAAUAUGAUCAGUGGCUAUGGGCGCACAGUACGGACGUCUACCCCGUGGGCUGGUGCAGAGCCGUCGGACAUCGCCUUGAGGGACCGCAGCAGCCUCCACCGAGAGCUAGGAAAGUACACCCUAAACCAGCGAGACGACGGCGGAAACAAGUAACCAAAGUCGCUCCUCAACCGCCAAACACAACGGAAGACAGCUCUCAAAACUCCGAUAUGGGCGAUAAUAAAAGCGGCUCAGAUCUCGCAGACACAAAGAGCUCAUCACCGACCAGUGCAUCAGAAGCCUCCCACGAACGUGUAGAAUUGACCCCCGUGAAAAUGGAUGUUGACAGUGAUAUUAAAGUAGAGCAAAAAAUACCAAAACUGGAAGAACUUAGCCAAGAGGAUUUGGUUAAAGUCCCGAUCGAAACUCCCAAAACAGAAGACAUAGCGGAUUUAAAAAUGGAAGUUGCCUCCGUUCCUGUAAAAAGUCCGGGAGUGCCAGAAAAUGCUGAUGACAAAAUCAUUCCCAGAUUAGUGAACACAUCAGUACCAUUGGACAUACUGAAUUCAGUAGACCCGGAAAACUGGAGUACCUCUGACGUCGCUAAAUUCCUAACCGUCAACGAUUGUCAACCCUAUUGUGUCAAUUUUAGCCAAAUAAAUGGACCUAUGAUGCUGCAACUGUCAAAGGAUGAAAUCAUAGAAUUGCUUGAAAUGAAAGUCGGUCCAUCUCUGAAAAUAUUCGACUUGAUUCAGCAGCUUAAGUGUAAAAUUAAGCAACCUCAAUGCAGACUUAUGGGCGGCUUUAAAUAG